GAAAGGAGUACAUGAGGAGAACUCAGAGCAGUGCAUAGUGCCCGAAGAGAAACAAAUCAUGUCGCAGUUUGUCUUUGGGAAUAAAGUCGAUACCGGAAUUUUGCUGUUCCACAAGUAAGUCGUUUUCGCUUUCUGGAUCGCGGACGUAUGGCAUAUGAAUUAUACCGAUGAAGAUCGGUGUGCAGACGAAUGGUGAGCGCUGUUUUCCAAGCGAGCUGCCAGAGCGAAUUAGCGUAGAGGUCGGUACUGUAGAAAUUGUCUGUGGUAGGAGUACAAUGUAGCAUCUGUAAAGUGCACGACACCUCCGUCGAAUUACGUAGAAACUGGCACAGGCCCUGCCACGCGUAUUGCCAUCUUGACGUGAAUCUUCGACAUUAUCGAUUCCUGGUCGAUACUAUUCGUUCAUUUGUGUGAGGAUGCUGUUGUUUUGACGCCUCGGCAUUCAUUUCGGAUCCUUCUUGUCGUAGGCAAAAAUCGUGUAUCGCAUAGGAAUUUGGGCGGAAUAGAGAGCUUUACUGCGAAACCUACUUUUUCCUACUGGUAAAACUCACCUGCUACAACAAGCGUAGACGGAAAGGCACUGUUUGAUUCUUGGCGACAGGGCAAGAACGUUGAAGUCGUAUAGCAACGCAGGAAACGUAAGAAGAAGAACUCAUCUCGACAUAAAACUACACCAAAAUGACGUUUCAGCUGAAACAGGGUCGGGCUUUCGACCCUGUCGGGUGGGACCUCGUGCGCGGGGAGGCGCUCAUCAAAGCCGAGAAGUUGGCAGUAACGAGCCGGGACCAAAUCGGAAUGUGGAGGAAGGACGGGAAUUGGAGCUGGUAUGAAUUUUUCGCAAUUUUUCUUUUAUGACUACCGUACGAAAAAAUAAUCCAAAUCAUGCGACUUAUCAUGCGGGUGAACACUGGUAAAUUUCAUACACCAUCAUGUCAGCACCAUCAUGUCAUCAGCAUUUUGACCACAGGUUCAACAAAAACGGGUUUCAAGAUCCCUACGACGUCGAGAGUAUCCGCGGAAUGCAUGGAGUUUUUUCAGUUCGAUGCAGGAAAACGAAAUCAAAGAGAAACUACUUUUUUGGCCACACUCCGUUCCUGACCCACAAUUUUUUCGCUAGCAAGAGUUUUAUUUGUCAAUCGUAACUCGGGCAGCUGGUUCUGGGUCCAGGCAAAAAAAUUCCUGGUGCAUGCACCUAUUUCUGUAACACCGGAGAUCCGGCGUGCAUGAGCAAGUUCACGUGUAUGUCAAGUAGAUUACUUACGGAUGAAGAUGAACACGCAAAAAUGCAUCGAACCCAUUACUACGACUUCAUACUACCGAGAAACAAAAUUCGGUUUCCCCAGCGACCCUACGAUUAUCCGCUGCGCGCCGCCGGACUGCGUGACUCGGAGCCAGUCUAUCAGAUGGAAAAUUGCAGCCAGGACACCAUAAGUACCAAAAAGCACUUUUCUUACCGGAGUAGUUGCUUAACGGUGACAGAGUUGCAGUUGCUCUAAAAACCAAUAACUGGAUGCAGCCAAUAAUCUCAGCGGGUCUGCGUCGAAAAGAAUCUGCUUUUUGAAGCAGCAUGCCGCAUUCGUUGCGACAGACAACGAAAUGAAGAUUGUUUAUUUCUUCACUUCUCGUAACUGCAUCCAUUUGCGUUGCACGUAGCAUCAGAACUUUGCAUGGGGUAUUUUGGCUUGCUGGUGUUCAGUGUCUUGAUUUUUCCGUCUGAUUUCCUCGCACGGCUGACGAGAACCUACUCGGCGGUGGGAAGAGCCCAGUUUCUGGACCGCGGGCCGCCAGUACUCAAGCAUUCGGCCAGUCAGCGUACGCCGGAAGAUUCUAUUAACCCUUGUCAUCGGAAAAUCAAAUUAGGCGCUCUGCCCGUUUAUAUUUGUGCAAAAUGAGGAGCGUUUCUGAUUCUGUUUUGCUCAGCGAAACUUCAGCAGCUGGGACAGUGAUGUUGACAAGGAUGCGCAUGAUGUGCAGAAACGAGGUAAUUUGAUGAUGAUGCCUCAGGGGUUUAUCACAGCAUACGUGCCCUCCUGAUGAACAAGCUUGCGUAGGGCGGGUUCUGUUGGAGUACGACAUCGAGUUUGGGAAAACGUCGAAGCGAGCAGAUGAUUACGAUUUACGACGCUUGUAAAAAGAG
Molecule: messenger RNA, 2137 nt
Organism: Amoebophrya sp. A120
Lineage: Eukaryota; Dinophyceae; Syndiniales; Amoebophryaceae
Source: the annotation of a GenBank genome assembly